Messenger RNA from Zychaea mexicana, 752 nucleotides. RefSeq lists its product as uncharacterized. The transcript has 4 exons. NCBI's taxonomy places the organism in Eukaryota, Fungi, Mucoromycota, Mucoromycetes, Mucorales, Lichtheimiaceae. The record is from RefSeq and is a predicted model, not a curated record. Bases 74 to 625 code for a protein of 183 amino acids.
CAUAAGCUGAAUCUUUUAUAUUUCUAUUUUCAAGACUACCCCUCCCUUCACCCCUCACAACGACUUUGGCAGGAUGCUCCCAAGAUCUUUAUUCUCUGCCUCAUCCUUAAAAUCGCCACAGCAAUACACUACUAAUAGUGCAAAUAACAGCGGUGACGAAAGCCCACCACCACGCCAGCAUAACUCGUCGAGAUCGCGUAGAGAACGCGAACGACCGCACAACAACACAAAGACAAAAUCAGAGGAGCCGAGCUCUCCCUUACUUUGCGCCAAUAUUGAAUCAGAAACAGAGAUGGAUAAUCAGAACUAUGUAAGCGUCACCGAUUCGUCCAAUGCUUUCGAUUCUAGCGAUGACCAGGAGGAAGAAAGAAACACUGCGCCGCUCAACUUACAAGAUCUCAUGCUUCAGCUUCGACAUCAACAAGCCAAACAAGCAAGAUACGUGGAAAAGACUCGUAAGCUCAGCCAGCGAAUGCAGGAGACAAGUUUGCGAAUUGCGCAGUUGACUGGCAUGGCUUUGCAAGGACCGUCAACACUAUCAUCAUCAUCAUCAUCAUCGCCGCGCUCGUCUCUACUCACAAUAGUAACAUUAAGCCAAACCGAAAUACCAUGGUGGUGGAUAUAGACGAAGAACAGUCGUUACAGCGACCGAUGUACGCAAAACGUUCAGCAGGACCUCCACAGAGUCCAUUACCACCGGCAAAAAUACCACGACAUAGUAGUAAUAGUAGUGCUGCUGAAUCCCAGGCCCC